AUGGAUGGGCGUGUCCUCAAAUCAUUUUUCUCCAAAAUUACCUUGUUAGAUGUGAUAGUUUUCCCGUUCACCUUCGCCCUGUUCAUCCCGUUCACCGUUGGGCAUAGCAAACUUCUAAUGGCAUGUUGGUUGGUCAACACGUGGUCCAUUCUUCAAAUGCUACUGUUUUGCAACUUGUUCCAAUCGAUUGCCAUCGUGGGCACUCUGCUGUACAAAGCAGUAAAUCUACAAAUUCACAACUGCAUCGAUCAGCUAUCCCAUUUGGAUAACCAAGAAACGCGCUGGCAUCACUUCGAUCGCGGUCUCAAACUGACGAUCUGCAAGCGAUUAGCCAUCGAAAUCGAUCACCUUUGCAGACUACAUCGAGCCAUUACCAGACUGGUUCAAAAAUUGGUCCAAAUUCUAAGCCCUCCGAUGAUCUUCGUCACAACGUACCAAUGUCUGAUCAUACUAGCGGAGAUUUACUUCGAGUACAUUUCGACCGUAAAGGAUUUGCGAGCGGGGCUGCCCCUAAACUACGGCCAGUGGCUGAGCUCGUUCCUGUUUAUGGUGAUGAAUGGACUGCAGUUUUACUUCACCGCCUCGGUGUACGCCCGAAUGACGGAGGAGGCGGAAAAGUCGGCAAUUCUGCUGAACGAGUUCUUCCUGUGCGAUGUUGAUUUUCGGUUGGAUUUGAGCAUUGAACUCUUUACCGUGGAAAUGUUGCACCACAACUACAAAAUCGAUAUUUGCGGUCUUUACACGGUGGAUUUUACGAUGGUGAACUCGGUGAUUGGAAGGUUGACGAUAUAUCUCAUCAUGCUUGUGCAAUUCGAGUUGGCAGAAUAUUGAAAUAAAAAAAAGAAGAGACAUUUCGGAUCAUCAAAAAUACACACACGGAUAUUUACGGAACUUCUAAUCCCAUACAGUUAUAUUUUAGUAUUAUGCUA
Messenger RNA from Culex quinquefasciatus (southern house mosquito), 929 nucleotides. RefSeq names its product gustatory receptor for bitter taste 66a. The record is from RefSeq and is a predicted model, not a curated record. Bases 1 to 831 code for a protein of 276 amino acids. Gene Ontology annotation, biological process: sensory perception of taste. Lineage: Eukaryota; Metazoa; Arthropoda; Insecta; Diptera; Culicidae. The transcript has 4 exons. Gene Ontology annotation, cellular component: axon; dendrite; neuronal cell body.